AAUUACACAAAACCAGAUGAAAAUGACGAUGACGACGACUGGAACCCCUGCAAGGCAGCCGGGGUGUGUCUGAUGCUGCUGGCCACGUGCUGCGAGGAUGACAUCGUGCCCCACGUGCUGCCCUUCAUCAAGGAGCACAUCAAGAACCCCGACUGGAGGUACCGCGACGCCGCCGUCAUGGCCUUCGGCUGCAUCCUGGAGGGGCCCGAGCCCAGCCAGCUCAAACCCCUCGUCAUCCAGGCCAUGCCGACGUUGAUCGAGCUGAUGAAGGAUCCCAGCGUGGUGGUCAGGGACACCACGGCCUGGACCGUGGGCAGGAUCUGUGAGAUGCUGCCCGAGGCUGCCAUCAACGACAUCUACCUGGCCCCGCUGCUGCAGUGCCUCAUGGAGGGGCUCAGCGCCGAGCCCAGGGUGGCCACCAACGUCUGCUGGGCCUUCUCCAGCCUUGCUGAGGCUGCCUAUGAAGCUGCAGAUGUGGGUGAUGAUCAAGAAGAACCAGCAACCUACUGCUUAUCCUCCUCCUUUGAGCUGAUAGUGCAGAAACUGCUGGAGACUGCAGACAGACCUGACGGACACCAGAAUAACUUGAGGAGUUCUGCCUAUGAAUCGCUGAUGGAAAUAGUGAAAAACAGUGCCAAGGACUGUUAUCCUGCUGUCCAAAAAACCACCCUGGUCAUCAUGGAGAGGCUCCAGCAAGUGCUGCAGAUGGAGUCUCACAUCCAGAGCACCUCUGACAGAAUCCAGUUCAACGAUCUCCAGUCCCUUCUCUGUGCUACUCUCCAGGUAAAUUCCUCUCUCUUGGGUUUGUGGUGGGAAUAAAGUGAUUUUUGAGGU
This is a messenger RNA of Sturnus vulgaris (Common starling), 834 nucleotides long. The record is from RefSeq and is a predicted model, not a curated record. Lineage: Eukaryota; Metazoa; Chordata; Aves; Passeriformes; Sturnidae.